Messenger RNA from Neurospora tetraspora, 1423 nucleotides. RefSeq lists its product as uncharacterized. Gene Ontology annotation, cellular component: cytoplasm. Lineage: Eukaryota; Fungi; Ascomycota; Sordariomycetes; Sordariales; Sordariaceae. The transcript is spliced from 2 exons. Gene Ontology annotation, molecular function: 2-oxoglutarate-dependent dioxygenase activity. The coding region runs from base 216 to 1373 and encodes 385 amino acids. The record is from RefSeq and is a predicted model, not a curated record.
GAUGGAUGACUUCUGGAGGAACGAUUAUACGGUGGUUACUGGUGAAUGAGUCUGGACUCCUGGACUUCGAGAGACAUAAAAACGUGCAAUAUAUCCACCACAGAGAAUGGGGAAAGGAAUCAUAUUCCAAGACAAAGUCAAUACUUGACUUAUCAAGGCACUCACAUUAACCACUCAUCCAACAAAAUACAAUCUCUACCUAUUCCAUCCACAACAUGGCGCCCGCACCGAUUCUUGAUUCCAUCGUUGACACAAUUGAGCCCAGGAAGGAGACUCUCCCUCUUCCGGAACCAGCACGUCAACGUCUCCUCAAAGCUGGUAUUGACCUCUCCAAGGGUUAUCCAUACCGGCCAUCCGUUCCUCUCUACCUUCAAGAUGUUUACAAAAUCCGCAACGAGGAGCGGAUCUACGAAGAUGCAGGCGCUCGAGCUGACAAGUCAAAGAAGAACCUCCUCUCAGCAGCAACCAAGGUGACCGACUUGACCACACACAUCGGGACCGAGAUCGAAGGUCUCCAACUCAAGGAUCUCACCCCUGAGCAGCGGGAUGAGCUAGCUCUCCUCAUUGCCGAGCGGAGCGUCGUCUUCUUUCGGAACCAGGACCUCGCUCCCCAGCAACAGAAGGAGCUGGGCGAGUGGUUCGGCGAGGUCGAAGUUCACCCUCAGACCCCCCAAGUCCCCGGUAUCCCAGGCGUGACAGUCAUCUGGCCAGACCUCUUUACCCUGGAGAGACCGGCCGACUUCCGUCGUCCUGGCGGUGCCUCGAAUUGGCACAGCGAUCUCGUUCAUGAGCGUCAACCGGCGGGUAUCACCCACCUGCAUAACGAUACGGUUCCGCCGACCGGCGGAGACACGCUCUGGGCGUCUGGUUACAGCGCUUAUGAGAAGCUCUCGCCGGAAUUCCGCAAGAUCAUUGACGGCAAGUAUGCCGUGUACCGCUCUGCACACCCAUAUCUUGAUCGGGAGAACCCCGAUGCAGGACCCAAGUACAUUGAGCGCACACAUCCGCUUGUGCGAGUUCAUCCGGCCACCGGGUGGAGGGCGUUGUGGGUGAAUCGGUCAAUGACGGUGAGGAUCGUGGGGCUUGAUAAGGCCGAGAGCGAUGUCAUCCUGAACUACUUGUAUGAUGUUUACGAGAAGAACGUCGACAUACAAGUGCGCUUCAAGUGGACACCGGGGACGAGUGCAUUGUGGGAUAAUAGAAUUACCAUCCACAACGCCAGCUGGGACUAUGGUGGCAGGCACCCCCGUCACGGAACCCGAGUGACGUCUUUGGCUGAGGUCCCUUACUAUGAUCCAAAUGCCCCAACACGGCGGCACGCGCUGGGGUUGUUGGAUAAUCAAGAGAAGAGUGAAUUGGGAGUGGCUGAGUAGUAGUGGCAGAAAAUGAAGUAGUUGUGUUCAGAGUUGUUCAGUAGCUUUUG